GAUUGCUUAACUUCUCCUCAUUCCAACUCACACCUGCAGCCGCCGUCUUCGAAUCAUUGUCAUUCCCUUCGAGCAGGUCUCUCUCUCACUAUCAUCCCACAUUCGUUUUACUUUUGGCCUUGUCUCCCAACUGCGCCUCUCCGAUCCUUCCCUGCAACACCCUCCCCCCAGCCUUCCGAUUGUGAUCUAUCGAUCCCAGUCUGGCCCUGUAAAUCCUCCGUCUUUAUCUCCCUCGGCCUCCCACGCCUGGUCUUUCUUGCUCUCUCUCUCUCUCUCUCGUCGCAUUUGAUUCCCUAUCUGGAUCAACUAGUAUUAAUUACCUGAUCACCAAAUUUACACUCAUUUUCCAACCCCACAACAUCGUCGGUCGCCUAUCUUCCCCGGCACUAUACCUCCCCUCGGUACCUCCGGAACGCACCCCUUUAACAACCUCACCUCCGCUGUCGCUUCGGAGAUCUGCAAGUUCGCGUCUCAGCAUGCUUGCUCUUCAGCGGUACACACUCUUUCAUAUUCCCCGUUCAGCUACUCCGCCACUGUCUCCCAAAUCGCGUUUGUGAUUCCGUCCUUAUCCGACCCGUAUCCUCCUGUGAGCUGUCCGGUGGCCGUUCUCUUCCGACAUGGCCACCAGUCGCAAUAAUCCUAUACCUCCACCAAUCCACCUUCCGGCCACGAACCUCGUGUCUCAUGCCGUGUCGCCGAUUCCAUCGCCAAGUCGACCGACACUUCCAAGCUACCAGUCACUCGAUCCAUUACUCGGCAACUUAUCCCCCGAGUCCACUCUGGAAGCGCUGACCUCGACUGACGCAGUACCGAAGAACGAACCGGCCCAUGAUAUCCUCUCUAAAAGCAUAUCUCAAGUCUCUCAAGCCGAGCGAGCCCUCGGAAUCCGUGCGGCUGUUGCGGCUCAGAACCUAAGUCUAUGGUAUAAAGAAGUACAGGCAUGGGAAUGGCCGAAACGCACGGAUGCCCAACUGGGCAAAGGAUUCCUUCCGCCUCUUACCACGACUUCCAAUGCCUCCGAUCCAGACUACCUGGGCAGCCUUCCUGCAGAAGUUGUAGCGGAACAUGAAAAACGGAUCGAGGAAAUCCGGGAUGGAAUGGAGAGUCUAGGGGUCGAUGAAUUGAAGGAGCACGUUUUGAAUGCCCAUAUCCCUUCGCGGUCUCGGCCAUCUUCUUCCACUAGCAAUCUUUCUGGGCCCCCUCCCCUCAGCUAUGUGCAAUUAAGUGACUUCACCGCCGUCAUUACUGCCACCAUUUUACGCGCUCUCCCACUUCUCUCUCGCCUAAACAGUCUCCUUUCCACGUGGGAUGUUCGGCUCUUAGUUCUCCGCCAAGUUCCCGGGCUACUGUGGAGUCUGCGCUUAGCUCAAUUGGAAUUGGAAUCGGCCUUAGCCUUGUUGAAGACCUCCGUUCCCCCUAGCGAGCAGGAUGCCUUGUAUUCUACAUCGAAUUAUCAUGCCAAGCGCGCCGCGCUGGAGUUGACAGUACUUUCGGUGGGACGACGAAUGGACCGUAUGCUUGACGCGCUUGAGGGCCGGGAGGAUUCAUUGCCGGAGAACUGGAUUGAUGAGUUAGAAGCCAUCGAAUCUGGUUUUGGCAAUUGGGUCAUGGACGCCGAGAAACGGACGGUUGAAAAUGAGUGGCAGCGCAUGAUGGCCAAUAGAUUGCAAGCCAAAGACCAUCCACCCGCACUAAGUUAUUCAAUCGCUGUAUCAGGUGCACAUAGAGAUCCCGAGAACUUUGUCGUCCACACCCCGGAAUCAUUUCCCCAAGCUGCGCGCCCACCUUUGAUGGAAACAAUUGACGAGGAGCCCGGAAGCCCUACCGAGGCCUCGGCAUCCUUUGGAGCUAUGCUGGAUCAGUCUGUCACUAUCUCGCAAAAAAUUCAACAAGCUUUCCCCCAUGAGUCCGACGCAUCAUCCUCUCUUGAUGGCACAGAAGCGACCAACGACACCUGCGAAGCCAGUGGGCACCCGCAGCAAGCCGAUACUGUAAUUGAACCCAUCGUUGCCCCGGAGAGCAGUGCUCCCGACAUUGUCGUACGGAACGAGUCGCCUCUUAGCGAGAAAGGACAUGAAAAGGCACACCUCGCCCAUGUCGAGCAACCGGCCCCAGAUUCUACAUGUACUGCCGCAACCGAUGACGUGCCUUCCUCCGACCUCUACCGGGAAGUAGUUUUAACUGCAUCGUCCGACUUUACCUCGCCGAGAAAACCAGUACCUACGCGUGAUCUCUGGAAGCAAACAGCAGAUCCUUUCGUCGCUCAAGGCGAGGAUAUUAGACAGGCAGAACAACCUCCACGGACGAAAGGCUUUGCUAGCCCUGAUUCCUCUCCUGGAGCGAUCAGUUCCCCAGCCAGCCCAAAUUCGCAAACCGAAACUCAAAGUGUUGUGAUACGGAGACCGAAAAGUGUAACAGAUUCGCCCAAUACGGAAGAACCGCUAGAGUCACACGGUAGCGAAACGUCGACGGUCUUUACUAGCGCCGAAUCCAUCGAUGAUGACCCUGGCCAGCUACCGUCUACGACAGUUGAAGAUGAAGCAACGACUUUGCCUAGCGUCGCUGUUGAACCUGCUCCCAUCGAUGUUGCAGUCUCGAUGGCGGUUAACCGUGAUAGUUCACAUUCUUCUCAAUCCAGUAGCCCCUCGCCGCUGGAGUCUUCUAAGCCUUCCCCCUCGUCAGAAAAUGACAAAGAAACGCCAACUCCAUCGCCAAGGCAACCGUUGGAUAGCCCAAUCAAACUUUCCAAAACCAGGAAAGGGCGUUUGGAUCUCGCGGAAACCACGAUGUCUCGUGGUCGACGAAUAUCAGGCGCCUCCGCAGAUUCUUCCGAUUAUCCAUCACUCGUUUCUAGCCCGGACGUUCGGGGCCUGCAUACUAUCUCUUCCAAUGGAACACCCAAGCUCAUUGAAACUCCUCCGUUAUUCCAGACAGACUACCAGCACUCUGGCCCCAUCCCGACUAACAGUGAUCAUACAUUGCGGGAAGACCGCUUACUGCGCUUAGAUAGCGAGAAGUCUCCGCCUACAUCCUUAAAACAAAACCGAGCCCUGAGCCUUCCCCUACAGCGGUUUAUCAACGAAAGACUGGAUUUGGACUAUGAGAAUGAGUCAAGUACUGAUCUGACCAUUCCGGCUAUCGACAAGCAAGUUGCGGAUGCGCCUGUACGUCCAACUUCACACAAUGAUCACCAGCGUCUACCAUCACAAACCAGCAAACAGUGUCAGCCCAUUUCGCCCAGCGGUGUUCGACGCGCCGUUGGUAGGCGUGCUGAGGUUCCCUGUGAAGAAAGCAACUUCCCGGGGUCCGAUAUCGUUACUCGUAGACAGCCUAAAGGUUGGGAGCGCACGAAGAACACACCCACAAGGGAUUCAACCCAUAACGCUGCACUUUCCGAGCCACCUGUUCUUGCAACUGCUACCCGUGUUCGAAAGCAGCUGACCGCACACCCUAGCCUUGAAAGCAUCGGGGCAUAUAAGUCUACGCCUCGUCUUUCUAGAGAUGUCUCAGCGAAUGAGAGGACGAGCUCCCGGCCGUCGACCCCAGGCAGCCAGAUAAGAAGGCCAAAGGAUCAUCUGGAUGAGAAAAUUAGUUCCAUUCUUACUACUAUUCCGGCUCGCAUUCAUUUGAUGUCGGCUGAAGACCGUGAGCCUGACACGUCUUCUGUGAUAUCAUCUUUGCCCUUAAAAACCAGAGAGCGGUUCCGCUCCAUCUCCCCGCAAGGGUCACGUAGUGGUACGCCCACUCCAUCCCUUACCCUAACUCCUGCUAUUUCCCGUAGGAGGUAUUCUCAUGCUCCGGAGGAAAGCUCCGUGAAGCUGUAUCAUCUGCAUCAAGGGGGAAAGUCCGCUCCUACCAAGCUUUUCGUCCGUUCGGUGGGAGAACACGGUGAGCGUGUGAUGGUACGUGUUGGCGGUGGAUGGGCGGAUUUGGCUGAGUACUUGAGGGAGUAUGCUAUCCAUCAUGGACGACGACACGUUUCGGAGACGCCUCGUGUCGAGGUUCAAGGGUUAUCAUCUCGCGAAUCGACGCCGACCUACACGCCACCUGGGAGCAGGCUGACUCGGCCUGGCAAUGGGCGAACUACGCCGUCCCGACCUCAGUCGGUCAUCAGUAAUCGACCAUCGUCCUCACUGGCUGUACACAAAACGAGGCGGGCUUCGAAUGUGUCUGACAUGACGGAUCUCAGAGCAGCAAGUACCAACGAGACAUUAAACCUAUCAUCCUCCCCUAUGUCAACCGUCUCUUCGCGGAGACGGCUUUCGACCUCUUCCAACACCUCCUUUGGUGCAGUAUCAACCAUGAGUGAUGCUCGCUAUGGCGGAGCUAUUCCACUUGGUUUGGCCGGACCGAAGCCACGGUCUAGGUAUAUCCACAUGAGUGCGGAAAGCGAAGCGUGGGUGGAAGAUGUCCUUGGCCAGACUCGGAGAAGCUCCUCUCUAAGACCUUUCUCGUAUGGUCUAUCCCCUCCCGAGCAAGAUCAUACUACCGAUAAAAUCCCCACUUUACCGAAGUCCAGAAGCAUCAGCGAUAUUGGUAAAGUCGGUUCCAGCAAGCGAGUUAUACUCCGCGGGCUUGGUAAUCGUUAAACAGAGACUGUCGAUCUAUUGCUCUCUUUUGAUUAUUAUCCCACAUUUAACACUUCUUUAUCGCCUCCCAACAUCACCCUUUUUUUAUCUACUUUUGCCUACUAGCACUGGCGUUUGCCGUUUGUCUGGGGUUUAUUUGGAUCGCAGGACGGUAUGAAGAAAAGUAUCUGGCAUUUGCAUUGUCGGUGUUUUCUUUUUUCUUAUUCUGUUUUGGCAUUGUCUAAAGGAUUUCUCUUGGAUUUGGUUUCUCUUCUUCACCUUUUACCAGCAGACAUAGAUGAGCGUCACUCAUCGAAGAUCUUUGGCAUAUUUGCAUUCAAGCAAGCGUUUCGGCUUUCUGUCUGUGUCCUUGUCUGUUGAUUGUUUACAAUUCUUUUGCACAUAUUUAGAUACCCUCAUAUACGGUCCCUACCUUCUUCUGUGACCGCUUUAUGUUUAUAUUUUGGAAGAAGAGUACAUAGGG
Aspergillus alliaceus is the source of this 5052-nucleotide messenger RNA. RefSeq names its product GAS2 domain protein. Lineage: Eukaryota; Fungi; Ascomycota; Eurotiomycetes; Eurotiales; Aspergillaceae. The transcript has a single exon. The record is from RefSeq and is a predicted model, not a curated record. Bases 618 to 4589 code for a protein of 1323 amino acids. Gene Ontology annotation, molecular function: microtubule binding.